AUGUCGCCAAAGGAAAAAUCAACUGUUCUUGUGGAAGAAGCUUCGGCCAACUCCGAGUCCGUGAGGAAGGAUGCUUCUAGAGUUAGUGUGGACUCUUAUGAGGAGGAGGAAGAAGACUUCUCAGACAUUGACGAGAAGAAGUUGCUCAGAAAGCUCGACCUUCGCCUCAUUCCUCUCUUCACAGUCUUGUACUUGCUCAGUUUCUUGGACAGAGGCAAUAUUGGAAAUGCUAAGAUUGAAGGACUUCCAGAAGAUUUAGGUCUCACUGGCAACCAAUUCAACAUGGCAUUGUUGAUUUUCUUCGUCUUCUAUGCUGUCUUGGAGAUGCCCUCCAAUAUGAUCUUGCACCGUGUCAAGCCCAACAUCUAUAUUCCCACAACGAUGGUUAUUUGGUCGAUUGUCAUGACAUUGAUGGGGACUGUCACUAACUACGACCAGCUCUUGGCUACCAGAGCCCUUUUGGGAAUUUUUGAAGCUCCUCUUUUCCCGGGUAUUUCUUAUCUUUUGUCGAUGUACUACCUGAAGAAAGAGAUUCUUGUUAGACAAGCUGUGUUUUUCAGUGCUGCUAGUUUAGCAGGUGCUUUCUCGGGUCUUUUGGCCGCCGCUAUCGCUCAGAUGAGAGGCAUUGGUGGGUACAAUGGCUGGAGAUGGAUCUUCAUUCUUGAAGGCUUGCUCACAUUUGUUGUGGGAGUUUACUCCUUCACCUGCUUUCCAUCUUAUCCAAAAGAUUGUAAGUUCAUGACAGAGAAGGAACGCAGAUUUAUUAUUCACAAGGUCAAACACUCUACCAAUGUCAUCAAGAAGGAGACUGAUGGAGACGAUGUUCCUCAAGUGGUCAGAGCAGAGGACGACUCCCGUGAUAGAAGGUACCUCUGGGCUAUGGUAAAGGACUGGCAAGUGUGGCUUCAACUCUUGGCCUUGUACGGUGUGAAUGUUCCGCUUUAUGCUGUCUCUCUCUUUGGUCCCACCAUUAUCCACAGUUUGGGUUACAGCACCACAGAAUCUCAGCUUUUGGGAGUUCCUCCAUUUGUUCUCGCCACAGGCAUGUGUGUGCUUCAAUCAUGGCUUUCGGGCAGAACGGGCUAUAGAGCUCCUUUCUUGAUCUUCGAUUGUUUGUGCAUUUGCGUUGGGUUUGCCAUUUGCUUAGGUGUUGAUGCAGUUAAAACUCCCGGUGCCGUUUAUGGAGGUAUGUACUUUAUUUCCUUUGGAUGUGCCGCCUACCCUCUCGUGGUUAUCUGGCUAUCUAACAACUUAUCGGGAUCAUACAAGAGAGCCUUGGGCAUGGGCACACAUAUCGGACUUGGAAAUCUUAGUGGAGUUUUUGCUGCCAACUUUUACAGAAAUCAAGAUGCUCCACAAUUCAAACUAGGCCAUGCUUUGGGCUGUGCUUUUGCUGGAAUGGGGUUGCUCGUUGCCAUAGUGAUCGCUGCUUGCUACAUUUCUGUCAACAAGAAGAGGAAGCAAGAGAUUGCCGAAGGAAAAUGGGAUCAUGUGAGUGAGGAAGAGCUCAUGAAGAUGGGUGACAAGAGCCCGUACUUCAUCUAUCGGUUGUAG
Molecule: messenger RNA, 1554 nt
Organism: Candidozyma pseudohaemuli
Lineage: Eukaryota; Fungi; Ascomycota; Pichiomycetes; Serinales; Metschnikowiaceae
Exons: 1
Coding region: 1-1554 (517 amino acids)
Biological process (GO): transmembrane transport
Cellular component (GO): membrane
Molecular function (GO): transmembrane transporter activity
Source: RefSeq, a predicted model, not a curated record